This is a messenger RNA of Fukomys damarensis (Damara mole-rat), 1529 nucleotides long. It is a transcript of the gene Npl, whose product is annotated as N-acetylneuraminate pyruvate lyase. Gene Ontology annotation, molecular function: 4-hydroxy-tetrahydrodipicolinate synthase activity; N-acetylneuraminate lyase activity. Gene Ontology annotation, biological process: carbohydrate metabolic process; N-acetylneuraminate catabolic process. NCBI's taxonomy places the organism in Eukaryota, Metazoa, Chordata, Mammalia, Rodentia, Bathyergidae. The record is from RefSeq and is a predicted model, not a curated record.
UCGGGACCCGACGGCGUCGCGGAAGGAGAGGCCGGCGCUGGGGAGCAGCUGAGGAAGCGUGUGCGACGGCCUCCCGGCCUGGGGCAAGUGCCACAUACCCCGGAUUCUGUGCAGACCGCCCAGCAGUCUGCUAGGACCUUUGCCUCAGUUAGCGAACUUUUCAGCAGAUCAAUGGCCUCCUGGAAGAAGAAACUUCAGGGCCUUGUUGCUGCCACCCUCACGCCAAUGACUGAGAAUGGAGAUAUCAACUUUUCAGUAAUUGGUCAGUAUGUGGAUUAUCUUGUGAAAGAACAGGGAGUGAAGAAUGUUUUUGUGAACGGCACUACAGGAGAAGGCCUAUCCCUGAGCAUCUCUGAACGUCGCCAGGUUGCAGAGGAGUGGGUGACACAAGGGAGAAACAAGUUGGACCAGGUGGUGAUUCAUGUAGGAGCACUGAGUUUGAAGGAGUCACAAGAACUGGCCCAACAUGCAGCAGAAAUAGGAGCUGAUGGCAUUGCUGUCAUUGCACCUUUCUUUUUCAAGCCAUGGAACAAAGAUAUCCUGAUUAAUUUUCUAAGGGAAGUGGCUGCUGCUGCCCCUACAUUGCCAUUUUAUUACUAUCACAUUCCUGCCUUGACAGGGGUAAAAAUUCGUGCUGAGGAGUUGUUGGAUGGGAUUCAGGAUAAGAUCCCCACCUUCCAAGGUCUGAAAUUCAGUGACACGGACCUCUUAGACUUUGGGCAGUGUGUUGAUCAGAAUCACCAGCGACAGUUUGCUCUGCUCUUUGGGGUGGAUGAACAACUGCUGAGUGGUCUGGUGAUGGGAGCAACUGGAGCAGUGGGCAGUACUUACAACUACCUGGGAAAAAAUACAAACCAGAUGUUGGAAGCCUUUGAACAGAAGGACUUCUCUUCAGCCCUGAACUAUCAGUUUUGUAUCCAGCAAUUUAUCAACUUUGUGGUCAAGCUAGGUUUUGGAGUGUCACAGACCAAAGCCAUCAUGACUCUGGUGUCUGGGAUUCCAAUGGGCCCACCCCGCCUUCCACUGCAGAAAGCUACCAGGGAGUUUACGGAUAGUGCUGAAGCUAAGCUAAAGAGCCUGGGUUUCUCUUUCACUGAUUUAAAGGAAGGAAACUUGGGAGACUGCAGCAAGGGCCUCUGAAAAUCAGGAUGUGUACAUUGAAAACUAAUGUGCCUUGAAUAACACAUUCUUUCCUCAGGGACUUUUGUAGAUGAAUCUUGAAUCAAUCAACAAGUAUUUAAACAUUUUAACUAUCAGCCUUAAAUUCCUUACUUUGUGAAAGGGCAAAAGAAUCUAAAAGGAAUCAUGGACCCUAUGCUUUCAUUUCACAAUAAUUUUAUGGAGAAAUUUCUGUUUAUUAUCAGUGAAGUGGAGUUGUGGGGAAAAUUAUAACUGAUUAAUUCCAUCUGCAUUUGAGAACUCCCCUAAUCUUGAUUUCUGGUUAUUAAUCUUUAUUUUAAGGUUUCCUAACUUUAAACCACCAUAAUGUACUGUCAUUUUAAUAAAUAUUCAUGUGGAAUCCAGGAAAA